AUCUAAGAAAGUAGGCGAUGCAUGUUUUAGCCAAUUCGAGGCAUAAUUCCCUUACAAGUCCAUAUGCUAGAUGGUAAUUGGCUACUAUCGAAAACCUUCUGUUACUCUCGUCCCGCGACCUUUAAGACAAGAUACAAAGCCUGUUUAAGACAUGUAUGAUGCAAUCAGCCUUAUGGCCAAGCCCCACAGCCGGCCCGGGCCGGUUGACUCCUCCGAGAUCUCCGUGACCAACGGCACAGCUGAACUUCAUUAAAUAAAUGCCUUUGCAUAAGGCGAUAAGAGAAUUAGAGGCUUGAUACGCGAUAUACAGUGCAUCGGCUCCUUUAUUCAGUGGGAUGAACUGCUAUGCAUUGAUGCCUCAAGCAGACGGUGCUAGUGAGAUUUUGUCUCAUUGCUGCGUCAACGGAGAUCAAGAUGCAGUGUUUGACAUGGGGGUGCUGUUCUGCUCAGCUUAUGCCGAAAAACCCUCUCCGAUUGGUGAUACGGCAGUGUGCUCCUCCCUAAGAGACGGCCGUAAUGCCGCACAUAACCUGCGAUGGCUCGUAUUUGAUCCAACGCCGAUGAAGCUAAGACCCAGCCAGAUCCGAUCCCCCCUGAUUACUCAUCCACCGCCGCACACUCUGGCUCCCGUAAUGCUCCGCGCUGCGAGACCGGAUGCCGGCGUUAAAUCUCCAUUUGUCAGGUUAAACGACAACUUAUUCAUCAGCAGAGGUUGCUCGGCGUCCCAAACGGGCUACCAAGACGCACAACCUCGCGUUUUGAUUCAGGCAGUCCGGCGGCGAGUCCGGUGCACGCUGUGCCGGUUUGAGUUUUGGGAAGGAGCUCGCCGGCGCGUCAGGUGAUCGGCACCAGCAACGCUGAUGGCCAAAACCCGUCCGGCAUUUGUCUGACUGCAUCGCCACAUAGACGCCCAUUGUCGACUUCUUGGCAUCUGGAUCUGCGCCGCCAAUUGUGCCUGGUUUGCACGGCCAGACACGCCAAUCCACUCAGGCACCCAGCUGUGGCUUAAUUUUAUUUUGCAACUGAGACGGCCUGGCACUGCGACAGGGGAGCGGGGAUCUAACUGCAUGAGACGCGGGGCAGUGCUUGGGCUUAGACCCCCCAUUGUCUGCGAGCCAAGCCCAGGGAUCCUUUUUGUGCG
Messenger RNA from Trichoderma asperellum CBS 433.97, 1141 nucleotides. The record is from RefSeq and is a predicted model, not a curated record. NCBI's taxonomy places the organism in Eukaryota, Fungi, Ascomycota, Sordariomycetes, Hypocreales, Hypocreaceae.